This is a messenger RNA of Diceros bicornis minor, 4974 nucleotides long. It is a transcript of the gene MARCHF1, whose product is annotated as membrane associated ring-CH-type finger 1. Gene Ontology annotation, cellular component: late endosome membrane; lysosome; cytoplasm. The transcript has 8 exons. The record is from RefSeq and is a predicted model, not a curated record. Gene Ontology annotation, biological process: antigen processing and presentation of peptide antigen via MHC class II; immune response; protein polyubiquitination. Gene Ontology annotation, molecular function: ubiquitin protein ligase activity; zinc ion binding; MHC protein binding. Bases 101 to 1732 code for a protein of 543 amino acids. NCBI's taxonomy places the organism in Eukaryota, Metazoa, Chordata, Mammalia, Perissodactyla, Rhinocerotidae.
ACUGCCAGCAAUGGGAGAAGUUCAAUGGGCAGAAACAAAGAGAAGAACAAGGAAGUCGAGAAUUUCAGAAAUUGAAAAGGGAUAAGAGAGGAAGGAGAAAAUGCUGGGCUGGUGUGAAGCGAUAGCCCGUAACCCUCACAGAAUCCCAAACAACACGCGAACACCUGAGAUCUCAGGGGAUUUGGCUGAUGUCUCACAAACCUCCACAUUGAAUGACAAAUCCCCAGGACGAUCUGCAAGUCGAUCAAGUAAUAUUUCAAAAGCAAGCAGCCCAACAACAGGGACAGCUCCCAGGAGCCAGUCAAGGUUGUCUGUCUGUCCAUCCACUCAGGACAUCUGCAGAUCUGCCAUCUUGCAUGACAUGUCAGAAGAUGCAUUUGAGCAUUGCACCCCUGUCAUGGUGCUGAGCCCUGCUAGGAAGGAGUCUGGUAAGAAAUCAGUAAAACAGAGGCCUAGGAGGAGGAGAAGGGCCUCUGAGAGAUAUGAGCAUGCAGAAGAACAAAUAAAGGGGAGAAGAAAUGAUUUUCACCUCCAAAUCUCAAGCCCCAGAUGGAGUGAACUUUACACAGAUUCUUCAGAUUCAUCUUCCACAGAUGAGAGUCAUUGGAUUCAGGCAAAAAGGAGAGCUCACGUUAAAUUCCUGUCACGAAGAAGAAGGAGAAAUAAUAAUAAACCAUAUGGAAACUUGGAUGGGUCGUCCGCUCCUAAUGGAAUUGAUCUGGUAGAUUUGGGAUCCAAAGGUGAAAAGCAUCAAGAGCUGAUUGACUGUGAGAGUUGCUCUUUAAAUCUCUGCAGAGGAAAAGGCACAAGCUACUCAGAACACAGUCUUUCCCUGCCGAGAGAAUCCUUUCCGAUUAAGAGAUCCUCAAGGAACCAGCAGGAAAGCGAAGGCAGGUACCACCACAGGGAUCCUCAGCUCUUGCAUAGUCUUAGGCAAAAUGAAGCAAUCAAGAAAAGAUUUUCUGAAGCAGAUUCCAGCACCGAAAUAUUGGCAGGAGUAGAAGGCAGCAAGUAUGUGGAUGAUGCAGCGUUCCAGGUGAAUAACUCUGUUCAGAAGCCUCCUGCCACCUACCAUGACGAGUCUGAUAAUUUAAAAGUAUGCAGGAUCUGUCACUGUGAAGGGGAUGAAGAAAGCCCCCUCAUCACACCCUGUCGCUGCACGGGCACCCUGCGCUUUGUCCACCAGUCCUGCCUCCACCAGUGGAUCAAGAGCUCAGACACACGCUGCUGCGAGCUCUGCAAGUAUGACUUCAUCAUGGAGACCAAGCUCAAACCCCUCCGGAAGUGGGAGAAACUACAGAUGACCACAAGCGAAAGGAGGAAAAUCUUCUGCUCCGUCACGUUCCACGUAAUCGCGAUCACUUGUGUGGUUUGGUCCUUGUAUGUAUUAAUAGAUCGGACCGCGGAGGAAAUCAAGCAAGGCAAUGACAACGGUGUCCUUGAGUGGCCGUUUUGGACAAAACUGGUUGUGGUGGCCAUUGGCUUCACAGGAGGCCUCGUCUUCAUGUACGUACAGUGUAAAGUCUACGUUCAGUUGUGGCGCAGGCUGAGGGCCUACAACCGUGUGAUCUUUGUGCAGAAUUGCCCAGACACUGCCAAAAAACUGGAGAAGAACUUCUCAUGUAACGUAAACACGGACAUCAAGGAUGCUGUGGUAGUGCCUGUAUUACAGACGGGUACAAAUUCACUGCCAUCUGCAGAGGGCGGCCCCCCUGAGGUCAUACCAGUGUGAUGGAACCAGUUGGGAGGUUCUUCACCGAAGAGUAUCUUUCUAGCCCUCAGUCACUACAAAUGACAGAAGUGAUCCUGAAUUAUUCACUCUCUUUAUCUUCUCCUCUUUCGCCUAUUGAUUCGUUUUUCCUUACUUUGCUCAACAAGGAAAAGAGGAAAACAAACACCAAAUGACCAGGAUCCCAUGAAGCAGAGUCUAAAGUGUGAUAUGGAAAUGUGAAACGUUUGCUAGAGAAUGAUUUCCAAGACAGUUAAGACCCACUGGGGCAAGGAAUGUUUUUAGGCAAUGAUGAAAGACUAAAGGACACGUGCGUCUUCACAGUAGCAGGGGGAAGUUCAAGAACACAGACUUGAAUUGCAAUGUGUAGUUCAUCUAGGGCCUCGUAAUGUUAACCAUCUCACCCGGAAAUCACAAACAUAUUUGGUUGUAAGCCUGAAAUUGUCUGCAUCAUCCCUAAGGCACAUCAGAAGCAAACUUGGAGGAUGCGUAUUUUGAUAUUCGUACUCUGACAGAUUUUUAUGGCUAUAGUGGAGUCCAGUUGUUUUGACAGAUGCAUGUUUUUAAAAUAGAUGCAAUACGCACUUGAAGAUAUUAAUACUUGGAAUUAUGUUUAAAUCAUGAACAAAAGAUUUUCAGAGAUUUUUGGCGUUUAAUUAACUCUGUUAAAUACCCACAGAAGUUGAAAUCAGCUGUCAGGUCCUAUAUUUUAUCUGGUUCCUCUAAAACAGUGCUGGUCUAACAGAAAUAUAAUGUGAGCCACAAAUGCAGGCCACACAUGUAAAUUUUAAGUUUUCUAGUAGCCCCAUUAGAAAAAGUAAAAGUAAAUAGGUAAAAUUAAUUUUGAUAAUAUAUUUUAUUUAACAUUAUAUAUCUAAGUUAUUAUUUCGACAUGUCAUCAAUAUAGAAAAUUGAGAUAUUUUACAUCUUUUUUAAAUGAACCAUGUCUUCAAAAUCCAGUAUGAAUUAACCAUAUUGGAUAGUGCAGCCCUAAAAUCUGCUUCAUUUAACAGUUGAAUAUUUCAAAACAGCAGCUUCAUUCAUUCUUUUACUCGAAGUCUCACAAAUGUUAUGAUUUUACAAAGUGCUAAAGUAAUCAAAUUAAAUUUCCUGGUUGAAGAGUUAGAUGAAGUUACCAUUUCUCUAAAGGGUGAAAAAAACCAAAGUAUAGAAAGACAAAGCAAUCUAUCUGUGACAAAGUUCUGAAGUUAACUUGUUUCCUACAAUGAUGCAUUGAUGACAGGGAAAAUAAAAAUUAAAUAUUUUUAUUAAAUAAAAUGUGUAAGGUUUUUUUAAUCCACAUGAGGUGUCACCUUGACAGAUGAGUAGUUAUGAUGACCAAGCAUUUAGACUCAAUUUUAAAAAGCUGAUGGUAUUUCUCCUGCUCAGCUGGGAAGCAAAAAUAUUCAACAGAUUCUGUGAUAAGUAAUAAAUUGAGUUGUUCAGGUUUGCCAGUUGAUUAUUGUGUUCUUUGCAUAUUCAUGUAAAACUGAAGCGUGAAUGAUAUUGCAGUGAGCUAGAUUAAUGAUUAUAGAUAUAGUAGCCUGUCAAAGAAAGAUGUCUUACAUUAAAAAGGUGAUUUAUUUUUGUUAGCUGUCAUAUUUAUUAUCGUGAAAGGCAACCAUGAUGGCUGUAAGAACCAAAGCAUGGGUAUCGCAUUGCACAAAUCUGGGUAUCACAUUGAUGCACUUUGUAAUUAUCAGUGUGCUUGUUCUUCACAGAUUAUCGUAGGAGAAAGGAAAAAGAAAUAAUCUUUUAAUGAGGAAAAAGAUGACAUGACUAUUGGUAGUGGCUGACAGAGUCCAAAUAGUCCCAAUUCCUAGAAAUAAAUAAAAGGUAAACAAUGUCAACUUUGUGUGUGUGUGUGGUGUGCGUGUGUGUGCGUAUUCAUGUAUAUACACGAGAAAAAUGUUAAGGUUUUCAGUCAGUGAGGAAACAAAAGGUUUAAAACUCAUCUUUCUUCAAACAUGCUGUGGGGCAUAGAAUAAAGGCAUAGGGAAGACAGAGUUGAGCGGACUAAGCUGGACCAAAAUUUCUGCACAUGUAAGGACAUAAGUGGUGUUUAAAUUAUAUGAACCUUAAACAAACUAGACUUUGCAUUAACGUCCUCUUACAUUUCCAUUGUAAAGGUUUAAGAUAAGUACGUUCAUGGAUAACAAAGCUGUGGGUGAUUUAAUCAUAGCACCUCCCCCAAGGGAUUAAUCUUGAUUCAUUUUUUCUGUUAAUUUCCCUAAGCUUUCUACUAACCCAUUUUUCCUCUGGUUUAGCAAUGGCAAUGUGUUGUUUACAAAUACUCCUGGGGGAAAAAAACCUAGUCACCAGCCAACAAAGAAAUACUGAUUUCUCUUUUGUUUGCUCUGGAAGGAAAAAGAUUAUUUAGCUUAAUUACCACCAAAAAUACUGUUUAAAUUCUGUACAAACCUAAGCAAGAUAGAUAAGUGCAUAGCUCAUUUCACAGUGGGAGAUGAUUGGCUAAAAUAAGGCCUCCUUCAUUAAGAGCUACACCGAACACUAAGAAAACAUUUCUAGAAUGAAAAGGAAAGAUAAGCAUUACUGUAUUAAUACAAGAUGACAUGGUGUUUUAAAACCAUACCUAAAUUCUCAAAAUUAACUUGUAUAGGCUUUGACUUUCUUGAAAUGAGAAUAUAGCUUCCUAGAAGCCUAAAAGUCAACAAUGUAUUCUGCUAUCCUUCUGACCUUUUUAAACCCUGAACUCCUGAAUUUAAAUCUUUUAAGUUUUCCUACAAUGGCUGUUUAUGGUUCAAACAAUUUGAAAUAACUAUGUGCAUUUAAAACCUAAUGUUGAUUAUUUUCCUUUUAUAUUCUGUGUGGCAAUGGUACAUUGGCCUUUUCAAGAAAAGGAUCUGGCUUUGUGACAACACUUUUGCGAACUGGAUAUAAUCUUCAAAAAGAAAAACUGCUCUCCAAAAUGACAAUUUUUUGAAGCAUGUUUACCUGCUCAUGUAAGAAACAAAAUGCAAUGGAAACAACUGAAAUUGAGGGAUGAACUUACAGUUCUGCUAAAAACCUUGGCUUUUUAUAACCAUGAUCUGUGGUAUUAUCAAUACCAUAAACCACAAACAUUUAUGCUGUUAAUUUUUUUAAUUGUCACUUUUAUUGUAUAGGAUCAAAGAUUAAAUUGUAAAGCAAUGACAUUCCAGUAUUUUUUUAAAAGUGAAGCCAAAAAGGCAACUAAGCUUAAGUACAAACACAAAUAAAACAAAAAUGAAAAUAAAAAUAAAAAU